Molecule: messenger RNA, 1045 nt
Organism: Lutzomyia longipalpis
Lineage: Eukaryota; Metazoa; Arthropoda; Insecta; Diptera; Psychodidae
Gene: Prx6a
Product: peroxiredoxin-6
Exons: 5
Coding region: 30-695 (221 amino acids)
Biological process (GO): cell redox homeostasis; cellular oxidant detoxification
Cellular component (GO): mitochondrion; cytosol
Molecular function (GO): peroxiredoxin activity
Source: RefSeq, a predicted model, not a curated record
UUUUGUUUAUAAAUUUAAUUACUUAAAAAAUGAAUAUCGGCGACACAUUCCCGAAUUUCACAGCCAACACCACAAUCGGUGAAAUUGACUUCUACAGCUGGCUCGGAUCGUCAUGGGGAGUUUUAUUCUCACAUCCGGCCGAUUUUACACCUGUUUGCACAACAGAACUUUCUCGACUUCUCACUUUGAUUCCUGAAUUUGCGAAGCGUAAUGUGAAAAUCAUCGCUCUCUCGUGCGACAGUGUCUCCACGCAUGAGAAGUGGAUUGACGAUAUUAAGCACUUUGGGGGCUUUUCCGGAGAUUUUCCAUACCCAAUUAUAGAUGAUGAUCGUCGGGAAUUGGCUGUGAAGCUCAAUAUGCUGGAUAAAGAUGAAAUUGGGAAGCACGGAUUACCUGUUACGUGCCGAGCUGUCUUUGUUGUGGAUGCCCAAAAGAAGCUCCGACUCUCAAUUCUCUAUCCUGCAACAACUGGAAGGAAUUUCACGGAAAUUCUUCGUGUGAUUGAUUCCAUGCAACUUACGGACAAGAACAAGGUUGCAACUCCUGCAGAUUGGACGCAAGGAUCUGAGUGUAUGAUACUACCAACAAUCUCCGACGAUGAGGCUCAGAAGCUCUUCCCCGCGGGCUUCUCUACAGUCUCAUUGCCAUCAGGAAAGGGCUACAUUCGCAAGACCAAAUGUCCAGAUGUUGAUUAAGAAGCCACUGAAAGUCUUUUUUCUUCAUUUUAAUUGCAUUUCAAACAAGAUGGUAUUGGAUUACAGAAAAUAAAUUAAGAAAGAUUAAGUUAAUACAUUUUCACUAGAAGUAAUAAUAUUUCACACGAUUUUAUGUCUUUUAAUUCACUUCUUUUUUUAUUAGUUUGUUUUUUUCUUUUCUCUCUUAAAAUGUGAGGAAAUUCUCAGGCAAAAAAAAAAAACACAAAAAAUAGUAAAAAUUUCAUAAAUUCUAAAUAAAAAUCCACGUAUACUACAAAUUACUGAAAUAUCACUCACAAUGUUUUGUUUAUUAGUAUUUUUUUUUAGAAAUAAAAAUAAGAAAAACUUGA